Quercus lobata is the source of this 4992-nucleotide messenger RNA. RefSeq names its product histone acetyltransferase HAC1-like. Bases 1 to 4758 code for a protein of 1585 amino acids. The transcript is spliced from 14 exons. The record is from RefSeq and is a predicted model, not a curated record. Gene Ontology annotation, molecular function: histone acetyltransferase activity; transcription coactivator activity; zinc ion binding. Gene Ontology annotation, cellular component: transcription regulator complex; histone acetyltransferase complex. Gene Ontology annotation, biological process: positive regulation of transcription by RNA polymerase II. Lineage: Eukaryota; Viridiplantae; Streptophyta; Magnoliopsida; Fagales; Fagaceae.
AUGAAUGCUAAGCAAUACAUGUUUGGCCAGAGCCUUGGUCAGAUACCAAACCUUUCUGUCCCGAAUAUCCAGAGUCUAUCCCAGAUGGGAGACAAUGGCUUAGGUUGGCAACAAGUAGGCUCUGCAAGUUGCUGGCGGGAUCCUUUUCCCCAACAGAACAUUUAUGAUGCAAGCUCCUAUCAAUAUGACUACUGCAACUCAGAUGCACCUAAGCCUCCUUCUGAUUUCUUUGAUGUUGCUAGCACUGGCUUUACUGAGCAUAACAUGGUCAUUACGAAAAACACUGAUCAAUUGCACUUCAUGAAAGGAAAUGAAUGGGAUUAUGCCAAUAUGUUCAUGUCUUGUGAUAUGGAGGAGUUGCUUCCACCAAUGGUUCUUUCUCCUCAGGAGACUUCAAACAUCACUAUGUUUUCCAAUGAGAAUGAAAUUUCUGAUUUUGGACUUUUUAAUGGAGGGCCAGGCUCUCUUCAGGGCAAUCAAAAGUAUGAUUCUGAGGCAUCAGUCAAAUGCCAUUUUCAACAGCAACAACUUGAUCAUGUAAUGCUGUCCCAAUUGGAUCCGACAAAAGUUCCAGUCUGUGUAGGGAAUAAUCAGUUUACUCAAUCAAUGGUGCUUCCAUCUGCAUUCAGGGAACAUCCUUCAGAUAUACUGAUUCCUCAACAUGGUAUUCACCAAGUUCCUGUACCUUUUAUGCCUAGCAUGAUCUCCAAUGGACAGAUCUCAACUCUUGAGGAUACAAUGCAAUAUUACUCCGUGAAGUCUGAAAAUAGCCAACACCAAACCCAUGAGUCAUAUGUUCAGUUUGAUAAGCCAUCUAAGGCAUGGUCAGAAUGCUGCUCGGUUGAUCAAUAUGAACUUUUCCAUCAAAAUGAAUGUGAGCAACCACAGUUUCUUUCAGAAAAUUUAGAUGGGUUUCAACGCUUGGCUUCAGGAAUUUCUACACCAACUGGUUUUCAGUCAGAAAGAACUGAAGGUAGCCUUCUAAUGGAUUUUUAUGGUAGAGCUCCUGAUAGGCCCAAUUCUGACAACUAUUUUGAUGUGCUGCCUCCUUUAAAACGUCAGAAGAUUGAAAAUCCUAUGUGUACCUCUCCAAAUGAAAAUGAAACUUCUCAUCAGUUGGCUCCAUUGUUGGUUCAACCAUGCUCUCCUGAAGGACUAGUAAACUUGAAGCAAAAGUUUGAUUCUUCUCUGUCUAUGAAUUCUGAGGUUCCCAUGGUGGAUAUGGAAGACAAUGUCAAUGCGAAUUCCAAUAAUUUGGGGUACAGAAGGAGUGUGCCUGUUCUUCCUAUUCACUCCCAGAAGAAGUCUGAAAAGAGACAACACCAACCCCAUCGAAAUGAAUGUGAGCAACAUCAGUUUCUUUCAGAAAAGUUAGAUGGGGUUCAACACUUGACUUCAGGAAUUUCCGCACGAACUGGUUUUCAGUCAGAAAGAACUGCAAAUAGCCUUCUAAUGGAUUUUUAUUGUAGAGGUCCUGAUGGGCCCAAUUCUGGCAACUAUUUUGAUGUGCUGCCUCCUUUAAAACGUCAGAAGAUGGAAAAUCCUAUGUGUACCUCUCCAAAUGAAAAUGAAACUUCUCAUCAGUUGGCUCCAUUGUUGGUUCAACCAUGCUCUCCUGAAGGACUAGUAAACUUGAAGCAAAAGUUUGAUUCUUCUCUGUCUAUUAAUUCCGAGGUUCCCAUGGUGGAUAUGGAAGACAAUGUCAAUGCGAAUUCCAAUAAUUUGGGGUACAGGAGGAGUGUGCCUGUUCUUCCUAUUCACUCCCAGAAGAAGUCUGAAAAGAGCCAACACCAACCCCAUCGAAAUGAAUGUGAGCAACAUCAGUUUCUUUCAGAAAGGUUAGAUGGGGUUCAACACUUGGCUUCAGGAAUUUCCGCACGAACUGGUUUUCAGUCAAAAAGAACUGCAAAUAGCCUUCUAAUGGAUUUUUAUUGUAGAGGUCCUGAUGGGCCCAAUUCUGGCAACUAUUUUGAUGUGCUGCCUCCUUUAAAACGUCAGAAGAUGGAAAAUCCUAUGUGUACCUCUCCAAAUGAAAAUGAAACUUCUCAUCAAUCGGCUCCAUCAUUGGUUCAACCAUGCACUCUUGAAGGACUAGUAAACUUGAAGCAAAAGUUUGAUGUUUUGUCAUCUAUUAAUUCUGAAGUUCGCAUGGUGGAUAUGGAAGACAAUGUCAAUGCAAAUUCCACUAAAUCGGGGUCCAGGAGUGUGCCUGUUAUUCCUAAAGAGCUCAGCUUUGAUCAUAAAGAGAAGGAGGUAAAGGUCAGGAGUGAGAUGUAUCAGACAGAGCCAGAAAUAGAAAAUAAAUCUACCGCACCAGAAACUAAUUGUGCGAAAGAAGUACAGUCUGGGAAUAUGAAGAUAAAGGGUGUCUCCUUAACUGAAUUUUUCAAUGCAGAGCAAUUAAAGGAACAUAUAUUGAGUCUGAGGAAGUGGGUUGGUAAGACUAUACCAAAGGAAGAAAGGGGAAACAGUGAAAAUGUAUGUCAGUUGUGUGCAUCAGGAAAUCAUUCUUUUGCCCCUGUACCAAUAUAUUGUUCACGUUGUGGUGCUUGUAUCAAGCGCAGUGUAAUUUACUACUACACAACAGAUGAAAGUGGUACACAAAAUUGCUUUUGUAACUCAUGCUACAAGAACUCUCAAGCUGGGAAUAUCAAACUCCAGGGUAUUUCUGUUUCCAAGGCAACACUUAAUAAAAAAAAGAAUGAUGAGGAAGCUGAAGAACCGUGGGUUCAAUGUGAUAAAUGUGACCGAUGGCAACAUCAGAUAUGUGCUCUUUAUAAUGAAAAAAGAGAUUUGGAAAAUAAAGCUGAGUACAUAUGCCCCAAAUGCCUCAUAAAAGAAAUAGAAACUGGGAAGUGUGUACCCUUGCCGAAGAAUGGCAUUUUGGGGGCAAAGGAUCUGCCUAGAACCAUGCUUAGUGAUCACAUAGAGCAAAGACUCUUAAGGAGUCUGACACGAGAGAAAGAAGAGAGAGCAAAGGCUGAAGGAAAAAAUCUUGACAAGGUGCCAGGAGCAGAAGAUCUUGUUGUCAGAGUGGUUUCAUCUGUUGACAAACAUUUGAAAGUGAAGAAGCAGUUUCUGGAUAUCUUUGAUGACGAAAAGUACCCUGCUGAAUUCCAAUACAGAUCAAAGGUGAUUCUUUUGUUUCAAAAGAUUGAAGGAGUAGACGUAUGCCUUUUUGGUAUGUACGUCCAGGAGUUUGGCUCAGAAUGCAGUCCUCCCAAUCAAAGAUGUGUUUAUCUUGCAUAUCUUGAUUCUGUCAAGCACUUCAGGCCUGAGAUAAAAACUAUUACUGGAGAAUGUCUCCGUACCUUUGUUUACCAUGAAAUAAUGAUAGGAUACCUUGAUUUUUGUAAGAAUCGAGGUUUUGCGGCCUGCUACAUUUGGGCCUGCCCACCUUCAAAGGGAGAAGAUUAUAUAUUAUAUUGCCAUCCUGAGAUUCAGAAAACACCAAAUUCUGAUCAGCUGAGGCACUGGUAUCUGUUGAUGCUGAGGAAAGCAGCCAAAGAAAAUAUUGUGAUCAAUUCUACUAAUUUAUACGAUAACUUCUUUGUUCCUAAUGGAGAAUGCAAGUACAAGGUUACAGCAGCUCGUUUACCAUACUUUGAUGGUGACUAUUGGUCUGGUGCUGUUGAGGAUGAGAUCAGAAGUCUUGAAAAAGAAAGCCCAGGAGAGUCUCAGAGGAAAUUGAAGAAAGUGAUGAGAAAUAGAGCUUUAAAAGGCAUGGGACAUGCAACUCCUUCUGGGAAUGCUACAAAAGAUAUUCAAAUCAUGCAAAAAUUGGGGGAAACUAUCUUACCCAAUAAGGAGGACUUCAUAAUUGCCCACUUACAGUUUAUUUGCACACACUGCUGUGAAGUGAUAUUAUCUGGUCACCGAUGGGUUUGCAACCAGUGCAAAAAUUUUCAGCUGUGUGAAAGAUGCCAUGAUGAGAAGAAAAACCUCUACGGGAUGGACACACAUACUUCAAUGAGCAAGGAUAAGCAUUUACUCUCUCAGGUUAUGGUUGAUGAUGUGCCUUCAGUUACCAAGGAUGAAGAUCUUACUUUAGACACUGGAUUAUUUGAAAAUAGGCACACUUUCUUGAGCUUCUGUCAAGGCAACCGUUAUCAGUUUGACACACUUCGGCGGGCUAAGCAUUCCUCAAUGAUGAUUCUGCAUCAUCUCCACAAUCCAACACUGGAGACCACUGAAACUAACUGCAGCAACUGCCUUAAGGAUACUACGGUUGACCAGAGCAGAGGAAGUGGGAUCUGCCCAGAGUUAGUCGUCAGUGCUGCAAGCAAUCAAGAGAAAGGACGUUCUUGUCAUAAUCAUGAGUUGAUUCAACAGUUUCCCACAACUUGUCAUGGGAUAGAGACUAAAGAAGCAAAGCAAAAGACAUCACAUGUUCAUUCUUCAACAAUAAAAGAGAUUAAAGAGGAAAAGCAAAAGGCUUCGCAUGUCCAUUCUUCAACAGAAAAAGAAAAAUGCAAAAGAAAAUUGCUGGCUAUUUUAGCACAUGCAUUUCAAUGUGUAGCGUGUCCCUGCUCCGACCAAAACUGUCUUAAAAUGAGAAGGCUGUUCCAGCAUGCAAAGAAGUGCACUUCUUGGCUUCGUGGGGAUUGUCAACAGUGCAGGAAGGGACGGGCGUUACUGAUAUUGCACUUGAGAAAUUGUACAGAACCAGAUUGUCGCGUACCAUAUUGCACGGAUCUGAAGAAACAUGCAGAAGCUCGAGCAUUGCAAACUGACGCUUGGUGCAGGGAUGCCACUUAGAUUUUGUCAAUUAGCUAAGCACUGAAGGCUGCAGAGAACAGUUGAUUCUCCCAAGUGUACAGAUAGAGCUGGAGGGUUAACAACAGCAGCUGAACUGCUGAAGUAUAAAAUUGUGAAGAAAAUUCAACAAUACAGUUAGCUGGCAUCAGAAUAAUGGUACAAAUAUAUGUAAAUCAAAAUGUUUACAGUUACUAAUUAUGCAGUUGGUUCAGGAAAUUCAUUCAUGCAGUUAGA